Messenger RNA from Drosophila serrata, 1354 nucleotides. RefSeq names its product lipase 3. Gene Ontology annotation, biological process: lipid metabolic process. Gene Ontology annotation, molecular function: hydrolase activity, acting on ester bonds. The record is from RefSeq and is a predicted model, not a curated record. NCBI's taxonomy places the organism in Eukaryota, Metazoa, Arthropoda, Insecta, Diptera, Drosophilidae.
ACACUAAUAAAUAGCCUCACUCUACAUCUAAUCAAUAGAUUAGAUUAAAGCAAAAAAGGUUCUUCAAAAAAUAUUCUGCAAAAUACUCAGUCGUACGACCAUAGUGGACAGCAAUAGUUGAAAUGCUAAGAGGAAUAUUAAUUAUACUGGCCCUUGUGGCCAUAUCAGGAGCUGACUUUAAUCCUUUCAUUGAUAUACCCUUCAAGGCUAUUAAGACUUCGGCUGAGCGGAUUGAGGAGCAGGGCUAUCCAGCUGAAUCGCACUUCGUGGAGACUCCGGAUGGCUAUGUCCUGAAUAUGUUCCGCAUUCCGCAUUCACCGAGUCUGAAUAAUGCCGCCCAGCAGCGUCCUGUGGUGCUCAUCAUGCACGGCCUGUUCAGUUGCUCCGAUUGCUUCCUGCUCAAUGGUCCGGAGGAUGGACUGGCUUAUAACUAUGUGGACGCUGGCUAUGAUGUCUGGCUGGGUAAUGCUCGUGGCAAUCUGUACUCGAGGAACAACACCAAGUUGGAUUUGAAGCAUCCUUAUUUCUGGAAAUUUAGCUGGCAUGAGAUCGGUUCCAUUGAUCUUCCAACGAUGAUUGACUAUAUCCUGGAGGAGACUGGAGAGAAGGCUUUGCAUUAUGUGGGGCACUCGCAGGGUUGCACUUCUUUCGUUGUCAUGGGUUCCUAUCGUCCCGAGUAUAAUGCCAAGAUUAAGACAGCUCAUUUGCUGGCACCACCUGUAUUUAUGGGUAAUACCACCGAGGGUUUGAUUGUGGCCACUGCCCCGGUUUUUGGUAAACCUGGAAUAGGUUCUGCUCUGCUGGAGAAUCAGGUUUUCUUGCCACAAAAUCAUUUCAUUCAAAGACUGUUGGAUACCACCUGCAGUAAUCAGCCUUUAUUGCUAAGUUACUGCAAGACUUUGGCUUUGCUUUGGGGAGGUCCUGAAAUAGGAAAUUUGAAUAAGACCCUGCUACCUCAAAUCGCUGAGACUCAUCCCGCUGGCAUUUCCUCCAAUCAGGCAAUUCAUUUCAUACAAUCUUAUACCUCGAAUGAGUUCCGUUUGUAUGAUUGGGGAAGUCGCAAGAAUUUGGAGUAUUAUGGAGUGGCAGAACCUCCGGCAUAUGAUCUGGGCAAAAUAACCUCUGAACUUUAUUUGUACUACGGCCUGGCAGAUGGUUCUGCCAACAAACAGGAUAUCUCACGACUUCCCGAACUUCUUCCCAACUUGGCUUUAUUGCAUGAAGUGCCUUUGCCCACCUGGGGACACUUGGACUUUAUUUUUGCCACUGAAGUCAAGAAGUAUAUCAACGAUCUGGUUAUAGAUUAUAGUAUGGCUUAUGAUGAGGAAGCUAAUAAAAAUUAAUAUGGAUUUCA